Messenger RNA from Fusarium keratoplasticum, 1512 nucleotides. Its product is annotated as MFS domain-containing protein. Gene Ontology annotation, cellular component: membrane. The coding region runs from base 1 to 1512 and encodes 503 amino acids. NCBI's taxonomy places the organism in Eukaryota, Fungi, Ascomycota, Sordariomycetes, Hypocreales, Nectriaceae. The transcript has 9 exons. Gene Ontology annotation, biological process: transmembrane transport; carbohydrate transport. The record is from RefSeq and is a predicted model, not a curated record. Gene Ontology annotation, molecular function: carbohydrate:proton symporter activity.
AUGUUUGCCCGUCUGAAGUCCAAGAUCCGAGGAAAGACGAUCAAGCGGUUGCUCUCCACGAGCUGCGCUAUCUCUUUCUGCCUCUACGGCUAUGAUGCGGGUGUCCUUGGUGGCAUCCAGGAGACCGAACCUUUCCUGCAUGCCAUGGGUUACCCGACCGGAACCUAUGUCAUUCCAAUGAUUGCCUCAGCUUACACUCUUGCCGCUACCGUUUGCUCGCUUGCAGUAACGGUUAUUGGCAUGCCUCUCGGUCGACGCAACUGUAUCCUCCUGGGUAAUCUCUUUGUUGUUAUUGGUGGUAGUCUCCAGGCCUCAGCAUGGUCCGUUCCUCACAUGAUCGUUGGUCGUAUCCUUUGUGGUAUUGGAAUUGGUUUCAUUUCCUGCUCUAUCCCUACAUACCAAGCUGAAAUGAGCACCCAUCACGAAGAACGCGGGCCUGAUGUUGCUGUCACCUGCAUUUUCUUGGUUUCAGGUGCCGCUAUCGCGUAUUGGGUCGACUUUGGGUUCACUCGCAUGGACAACCAAAUCUCCUGGCGCUUCCCAGUUGCUCUGCAGGUUCUAUUCGCCGUUUGCGCCGGCAGCAUCGUUCUUCUGCUUCCAGAUACUCCCCGAUGGUACUACGCAAAGGGUUAUGAGGCGGAAGGUGACAAGACCUUGUGUCAAAUCUUUGACGCCGAGGUCCACGAUGAAAGGGUCCAGAACAUGAAGAGCUCUAUUCUGACCAGCAUCGCCUUCGAGUCUGAGAGCGAUAAGGGAUUCAACCUUCUGGAUCUUAUCUGGGAUCGUAGCGAUCUUCGAGUCGGACGUCGCAUUCGAAUUUCUUUUCUUAUUCUAGCCAUCCAGCAGAUGAUGGGCAUCAAUCUUUCCGUUUACUACAGCACAGUCAUCUUUGCUCAAAUCGGUCUGUCACCCUUCAUGGCUCAGCUCCUGGCUGCAAUAAUGAAUACUGCCUUUGCACUCGGAACGGUUCCACUCGUUUGGACUGUCGAGAAGUUUGGUCGACGUAGUAUUCUCAUGUGGUCCGCAGUUGUUUUGACAAUCUGCAUGGUGAUUUUCGUUGCAAUGAUUGGCAUUUCUAACCCUACCCUCGCCACUCAAUGGACAGCGGUUGGCGCCAUCUUUGUCUAUAAUACAGUAUUCGGCUACGGAUGGAUCGGAAUCUGUUGGCUUUACGGUCCGGAGAUUGCGCCUCUCAAGCUUCGGCAUGCUGGUGCCGCCGCCGGAGCCUUUGGCGAGUGGCUCUUUUCUUUCAUCACCGUAUUUGCUGGUGGUAUCGCACUUCAGAAUGUCGGUUGGAAGAUAUGGAUUUGGAUGGCCUUGUCUUGCUUUGUGGCAAUCUUUUUCGUUUAUUUCAUGUGUCCCGAGACUACUGGAAAGACCUUGGAGGAGAUCGAUGUGCUCUUUGCCAGAGAAGAUGUCAAGCAUACCAUCUUGGCGGAACGGUUGGUCAUGCAAAGCAAUGCCGCGGCAGAGAAGGGGGAAGUUACAUCGCUGCAUGUCGAGAAAUCCUAA